GAUGAUUUACGGCUAGUAGUUGAUUAAACUUGCUCUAAACAACGGGAGAAGCCUUCUAGAUCAUCGUGUUGAAAAAAAAUGGCAACAGCCAACGCCCAACGGAACCGCCCAAGCCCACACGUCGCGUUUACCUCUCCAGCACGGUCACUGGCAUGUGGGCCCAUGAGAAAGUGGGACCCACAUGUCAAUCUGUGUCCGCCCCACUACCGCCUCUACAAAAGCAGAGCGCGCGCGGCGGCGGCAGCGGCAGCAGCAGCAGCAAAUCGAUCGUUGUCGUGUCUCGCGAGAUGGAGGCGCUCGCCGGCGGGAGGCCGCUGUCGGGACGGGCGCGGCAGGUCGGCCGGAGCAGGGAGGAGGAGCUGCUCGGCCUCCUCUCCGACUUCUCCGGCGACAGCGGCGAGUUCGGCCGCGAGCUGUCGUUCAGUGACCUCGUCGUAGUCGAGGACACGGCGAACAACCCCAGCCCGAGAGGAGGCGAUGGUGGUGGUGACAGGGCAGCUCCGACGGCGGCGGCGGCGGAGAACGGCCAGGCGAGGCCGUCGUCGUCGUCCGAGCAGGAGGAGGCGGCGGAGGCGGCGUCGAGGCGGCAGCAGCAGCAGCAGGCGGCGGCGGCGGCGAGGGAGAGGAGGCUGCGGAGACGGCGGAGCGACAGCAGGGGAAGCUGCGGGGGCAGCGGCGACGGCGUGCUGCUCAACUUCUACGUGCCGGGCCUGCUCACCAGGAGCAUGACGACGCCGCGGCCCGCCGCCCGAGGCACGCUUCCCGGCGCCGCCGCGGCCGCGGCCGCGCCGGCGACGGCGGCUGCCGGCAAAGCUAGGAUGGAUGCGCCUCUGGCCGUCGGAUGCUGGCCGGCGUUGUGGGGCGGCGGCGGCCGCCGCGACCGCCGCAAGCCGGCGAAACCGGCCGCCGGGAGACGGGACACCAGAGUGGUGACAACCGUGACACUGGGUGGGUCGGUUCGUGUGGACAGUGAGUGAAGUUUAUUGGAAAUUUGGGAUGAUCGUGACGUGUCAACUGCAGGGGUAGUACGGUUUUGUGCCUGGAUUCACGGCUUCUUCUUACCCGUUUUCCAUCAGCGUAUUGCACAAGUGAUGACAGUACAUAGUUGAGAGAAAAACGUGGCAAGGCCUCUGCAUCUACCUUGAGCAUUUCCAAAAAUGCUAACAUUUAAAUCUAAAAAUGUUAGUAUUAGGGUCAUAUAAAAAUUGGGCAAAUAAAUUACCCCGCCCUCUAACAACGUCUCUAAAUUUGGUUUUUUAAACGGCACAUCAUUCGUGUGGAGGGCACAACACUAAGAACAUGGGAUUGAGAUUCCGUGACUUAGUCAUUCCCUAAUAUCCGUGUUUUUUUUCUCUGACUUAAGUCGUAUAAUUUUGAGUCACUGACAUAUGGAUUCUCUUUGUUGUGGACUCACUUGCCAAUGACCUUAGAGCAUGAGACAGUGUCGGUUUCUCGUGCGUACGCUCACUAUUGGGGGCAUCCAUCCCUACCUCAAAUCUGGCUUAAUGAUUUGGUUAAAUUGAAAAUACAAAUAAUU
Messenger RNA from Oryza sativa Japonica Group (Japanese rice), 1537 nucleotides. RefSeq lists its product as uncharacterized. The record is from RefSeq and is a predicted model, not a curated record. Lineage: Eukaryota; Viridiplantae; Streptophyta; Magnoliopsida; Poales; Poaceae.